UGUAAGAUCACUUUGCCACUGCACUGACACAAGUCACUCACUGCCUUCCCAGCAUCUUCACUGCACUGCAAGGAACAACUCUAAGUUGACUGCAUGUCGUCGGACCAGGAGAACUGCUACCUGUGUAAGGAAUACCUCAGAGAUGCCGUGUCCAUCCCGUGUGGCCACAUCUUUUGCUCCAUUUGCCUGAAGACAUACUGGGACCAUGCUGACCACACGGGCUCGUAUCAAUGCCCAGAGUGCAGGGUCACCUACAACAAGAGGCCCACCCCGAGACGCAUCGGAGGCUCUCGGCACUCCACGAUCCAACGCAACAGCGAAUCCUUUCCACCUCCACCUCCGUCCCCAGACUACAACUACGCAGGACCCCAGGAUGUAGGUUGUGACAUCUGCAUUGGCAGGAAGCAAAAAGCCAUCAAGACCUGCCUGAUGUGCCUGGCCUCAUACUGUGAGAGACAUCUCAAGCCCCACUUUGAAUCAGCCACUUUUAAAAGGCACAAGCUGGUGGAUGAAAUCGGCCACCUGGACAGACAGAUCUGUCCCCAGCAUCAGAAGGGUCUGGAGCUGUUCUGUCGCACUGAUCAAAUGUGCAUCUGUGUGCUGUGCACAGUGAAAGAACACAAAGGUCAUGACAUGGUUUCUGCUGAGCAGGAGAGGGCGGAGGAGCAGCAACGGCUGGGCGCCACCCAGGCUGAGAUCCAGGAGAAGAUUCAUGACCGACUCAAGCAGAUGGAGGAACUAAAACAAGCAGUGGAUACACUCAAGAACUCAGCCCAGAGAGCACUGCAGGAAUGUGAGAAGACGUUCGGUGACAUGAUCCGCUCCAUUGAGAGACUGCAGCAGGAGAUGGCCAAGCUGAUCACCUCAAACAAGAGAGCAGCCCUCAACAACGCAGAGGGCCACUUGGAGCGUCUGAACCACGAGAUCGCAGAUCUAAAGAGGAGAGACAAUGAGAUCACACAGCUGUCCCGCACUGAAGACCACAUCCACUUCAUCCAGAGCUACCACAUGCUGAUAGCCCAGACUGAGGCUGAGGAGCUGCCUACAGUCAGCGUCAACCCCUACUUCACCUUCGGCCCGGUCACUAAAGCCGUCUCUGAGAUGAAACAGCACCUGAACGAAUUCAGCAACGAUGAACUGGUUAAGGUAGCCAAGACAGUCAACAAAAUGACCUUCUGCCAGCUGGAUGAAUCCAAAAAGAGACGCUCAGUGAAAAGUGAUGAAGCUGCCAUGUACAAGUCUGUACCAGUCCAGGAACCUCAGUACAGGGAGGAUUUCCUGAGAUAUGCCAAGCAGCUCACUCUGGACUCGAACACAGCCUACAGACAGCUCUACUUGUCUCGAGGGAACAGGAAAGCUGCCCUGAAGAGAGACCCACAGUCCUACAGUGACAACCCUGCCAGGUUCGACUCCCUGCCCCAGGUCCUGUGUAUGGAGUCUCUCUCCGGAGGAGCUUACUACUGGGAGGUUGACUGGAGCGGGGAGGGGGCUGCAAUUGGAGUCACCUACAAAGGCAUCAAGAGAACGGGCUACGGAGACAGCUGCCGCAUCGGCUACAACCGCAAGUCCUGGAGCCUCUUCUGUUCCGAUUCCAGCUACUCAGCGCGCCACAACAAAGACCAGAUAGAGAUCAACGCACCCUACUCAUCACGUAUAGGAGUGUUCCUAGACCACGCUGGAGGGACCCUGUCUUUCUACACCGUAGGGGACACCAUGUCUCUCAUCCACCGAUUCAAGGCCUCCUUUACUGAGCCUGUCUAUCCAGGCUUCUGGGUUUGGUAUGAGUCAGCCAUCACACUCAUCCAGCUGUGAUUAAAUGAGAUACUCCCCGAUGAUCACUGCACAACUGUGAUUCAGUUUUGGUGUGGAUUUACAGAACAAAAGCAUUCAUAUUUUUUGAUGAUAUGUAAUUGCUCUUUUAUAAAUUGGAUACUUUGUAGUUUUGUUGACUCUAUACAGUAUGUGUAUGAGGGAAACUGUUCUUGAUGACUGUGAAUAUUUUUCAAAUCAAGGAAGAUCAGGUGUAUAAAGUGAAUGAGGAUUUAAACGAUCAUUCCAAAGAAUGAAGACUGUACAUGAUUGAAAUAUGCCAUGUGAUCAUUUAUCCAUGUUAUGAUACAUUUAUUUUUAUCAAUAAACCUUUUAUAGCCAAGA
This is a messenger RNA of Scatophagus argus, 2154 nucleotides long. RefSeq names its product finTRIM family, member 83 (gene ftr83). The transcript is spliced from 7 exons. Gene Ontology annotation, molecular function: protein binding; zinc ion binding. Lineage: Eukaryota; Metazoa; Chordata; Actinopteri; Scatophagidae. The coding region runs from base 94 to 1812 and encodes 572 amino acids. The record is from RefSeq and is a predicted model, not a curated record.